This is a messenger RNA of Xylona heveae TC161, 1068 nucleotides long. RefSeq lists its product as hypothetical. Lineage: Eukaryota; Fungi; Ascomycota; Xylonomycetes; Xylonales; Xylonaceae. The transcript has 2 exons. The record is from RefSeq and is a predicted model, not a curated record. The coding region runs from base 70 to 927 and encodes 285 amino acids.
ACCGCCAACGAAGAGAGAUAUCUGAACAAAGGCGUUUUCAAACAUACAAAGUUUACAUAUUCUCAGAUGAUGAUUCAAGUCCUAAAGGCGCUCAACCGCAUCGGUGACAUGCCGGACGGCUACGUAUCGACCUUUCACGAAUUUGUAGAUCAAUUGCAACCAGUCCAUGACCAAGUCAUUCUCUUACGAAAUCUUCUCAAGAGCAUCAAAGACGAGGGCAAUGAGCUUGAUGUUUCCGAAAAGUCUGCCGAUCCUGUCAAACACGUUCAAUCCGAGGAAUCGCGCAGCUCGCGCAAACUUGUGUCUGAACUCGGAACCGAACAUACAGAAAUAGUGUCCCCGAAUCUACCAACAGAUUCUGAACAUAAGCCAGAGCCAGUGUCUGAGCCCGCUUCUACGCCUAAGCCUGAGACUGAGGCUGAAGCGGAAGACGCACCCGUUUCAAAAGUCGCGUCUCUCGGGAUCGCGCCAUUUCCUCCGCCAAUUCUUCUUCCACCUCCAGUUGGGCUGCAGACCGAAAUUUACAAACCAUUGAACGAUACUCCUAUUGCGCCAGUGCCUUUCAGUGACCCAAUUGUCUACGAUCACUUCCGUCGCCCACCGACUCCACGACCAGCUAAUUGCCCGAUAUGGAAAUACAAUCUCCAGGAAAAGGGCCUAGUUGAUAUACACGUCGGCCAGGCAGAAAUUGACGCUUUUGCACGGGCAUAUCAGGGUAUCAAUGGAAUUGAAAUCAGUCUCCGAGCGCUGAUUACGCAGUGCGAGCUGUUAUACGACGAGUCUGGCGAUGCAGCGGCUCAGUUGAUCGAGUGGGAGAAUUUGCUUGCGGAUCAUGAACAUGAGUACAGACAUAGACAGGCGAUUAGCUCGAGCUCGGCUGGGGAAGAUUGGCCAAGCGAUGCGCCGAAUAUGUCGGAGACGGACUGAUUCUUCAUUUCCCUUCGCUUCGGGCCUCAAAAUAAAAGUACCAGCAUAGACUUUGCUUUGACGCUUGCUUUGCCCACGAGCAGAUUAUGAUCAAUUGGGAAGUUCAGCAUCACGCUACCUUCCUUCUGAUAUUAGAAGAAC